Sesamum indicum (sesame) is the source of this 1331-nucleotide messenger RNA. Its product is annotated as ATP synthase subunit a. Gene Ontology annotation, cellular component: proton-transporting ATP synthase complex. Gene Ontology annotation, molecular function: proton-transporting ATP synthase activity, rotational mechanism. Gene Ontology annotation, biological process: proton motive force-driven ATP synthesis. NCBI's taxonomy places the organism in Eukaryota, Viridiplantae, Streptophyta, Magnoliopsida, Lamiales, Pedaliaceae. The record is from RefSeq and is a predicted model, not a curated record.
AUUGAUAUUGAUAUUUAUGAGGAUCACCUGGGCCUUAACCUGGAUAGUGAACGUGUAGUGGAGUUACAAGCGGAGAUCGGCGAGAAAUUCAAGGAAGCGGUUAAAAGCGCUGGGGAUGAAAGGCUUUUUUCGAAGCCUGAAGAUUAUACCGCGGCCAUUGAGCAAUUACAUGGUGAAAGCGAAAGCAUAGAAUUUCUACAAAGUCUUUCUAAUGACUUAGUUAAAAAUGGAGCAAACGGGGAGACCUAUAAAGAAGGCAUUCAAAUGUGGAUCGAUCUUAUGAUGCCCAGCCCACUUGAUCAAUUUUCCAUUCUCCCAUUGAUUCCUAUGAAAAUAGGAGGCUUGUAUUUCUCAUUCACAAAUGCAUCUUUGUUUAUGCUACUCACUCUCAGUUUGGUCCUACUUUUAGUUUAUUUUGUUACUAAAAAGGGAGGAGGAAACUCAGUACCAAAUGCUUGGCAAUCCUUGGUAGAGCUUAUUUAUGAUUUCGUGCCGAACCUGGUAAACGAACAAAUAGGUGGUCUUUCCGGAAAUGUUAAACAAAAGUUUUUCCCUUGCAUCUCGGUUACUUUUACUUUUUCGUUAUUUCGUAAUCUCCAGGGUAUGAUACCUUAUAGCUUCACAGUUACAAGUCAUUUUCUCAUUACCUUGGGUCUCUCAUUUUCUCUUUUUAUUGGCAUUACUAUAGUGGGAUUUCAAAAAAAUGGGCUUCAUUUUUUAAGCUUCUCAUUACCCGCAGGAGUCCCACUGCCGUUAGCACCUUUUUUAGUACUCCUUGAGCUAAUCCCUCAUUGUUUUCGCGCAUUAAGCUUAGGAAUACGUUUAUUUGCUAAUAUGAUGGCCGGUCAUAGUUCAGUAAAGAUUUUAAGUGGGUCCGCUUGGACUAUGCUAUGUAUGAAUGAUCUUUUCUAUUUCAUAGGGGAUCCUGGUCCUUUAUUUAUAGUUCUUGCAUUAACCGGUCUGGAAUUAGGUGUAGCUAUAUCACAAGCUCAUGUUUCUACGAUCUCAAUCUGUAUUUACUUGAAUGAUGCUACAAAUCUCCAUCAAAGUGCUUAUUUAUUUAUAAUUGAAGAAAAGCGAGGCAAUGUAUAUUGCGACUAUUGGUUGAUGAUAAAGUUCUUGUUGGUCCUGUUGGUGGAGUUCCUGCCCUUGGCCUUGGUUCCAGUCUUGUCUCGCAUGCCAGCAAGUAUUCUAGAAAGAAUGACUUGGUUUCAUGUAGCUACGCUAUCUUCUCCUUCGGAUCCUGCCUUGUGUUUGUGUUGCUAAUAAAUAGCAAAACCUUUUUGAUCUCAUUCGUAUUCUGAUCGAAGAAAGAGGUUCAGCUAUCUUUU